AGACUUUUGAUGUCGAGGCGAUGGCACAGAGAAUGAUGUUAAUGUAACGAAGGAAGGUUGAACGAUGCCCAAGGGCGGGUGUUCUAAAACACCACAGUCUGAAGAUAAUCUGCUUAACGACAUGGUAGAGAAGCAGACUGGGAAAAAAGAUAAAAUUUCUGGUAGCAAGACGCCCAAGUUAGAUCGAACUGAUGGAGGGAAGGAAAUGAAAGAUAAGCCUUCAAAAAGGAAGCUGCCAUUCAGUGUUGGAGCAAAUGGAGAUCAAAGGGACUCUGAUACAGAGAAACAAGGUCCAGAACGGAAAAGGGCUAAAAAGGAGCCCACUCCUCGAAAAGGUACUUCGUUGUUUGGAAUGGGGCUGGCUGGAAUCCGAGCAGGUUAUCCACUGUCUGAACGUCAACAAGUUGCCUUGCUGAUGCAGAUGACUGCAGAGGAAUCUAUGAACAGUCCAGUAGCUACAACGCCAAAGCAUCCUUCCCAAUCUGCUGUUGGUCAGAAGGGAACUCCCAACUCAGCUUCUAAAACCAAAGAUAAAGUAAAUAAGAGGAAUGAGCGAGGAGAGACGAGGCUUCACAGAGCUGCUAUUCGAGGAGACGCUCGGCGAAUUAAAGAACUUAUUAAUGAGGGAGCAGAUGUCAAUGUCAAAGAUUUUGCAGGGUGGACAGCAUUGCAUGAGGCGUGUAACAGGGGUUAUUAUGAUGUUGCUAAACAGUUGCUUGCUGCAGGAGCAGAGGUCAACACAAAAGGUUUGGACGAUGAUGCACCUUUACAUGAUGCUUCAAAUAAUGGUCAUUAUAAGGUCGUAAAACUGUUAUUACGAUAUGGAGCAAACCCAAAUCAGAGUAAUAGGAAGGGCGAGACACCUUUAAAAAUAGCAAACUCUCCCACCAUGGUUAAUCUUCUCCUUGGAAAGGGCACCAAUUCCUCUACUGAAGAAAGUUCAACAGAUUCAUCAGAAGAUGAAGAUGCUCCUUCUUUUGCCCCUUCAAGUUCUAUUGAUGGUAAUAACACUGACUCUGAAUUUGAAAAAGGUGUGAAACAUAAGACCAAGAAUUCAGAGCCACUGAAAACAGCAACACCAGUGAAAGAUGAAUAUGAGUUUGAUGAAGAUGAUGAAGAGGAUAGAGUUCCUCCUGUUGAUGACAAACAUUUAUUAAAAAAAGACUUUAGAAGUAAGAUGAAUAAUUUUAUCCCUAAAAUGGAGGUUAAAACUUACUCAAAAAACAAUUCUAGUACACCAAAGAAAACUCCAAGACGCAUUUUGUCAGAUUCAUCAGAUGAUGAAGAUAGAACUCUAGCUUUUGCCCCAACCCCUACAGGAAAGCUUUCUACACACUCCAUGUUACCAGGAAGCAAGACUUGUGAACUUACCAUCACAAAACAGCAGAAAGAAAAGACUAAAGUAAAGAAAAAGAGAAAGAAGGAUGCAAAAAAUAAAGAGGUCCAUUUUAAUAAAGUUAAUGAAAAGUUUUGUUCAUCAGAGUCAGAGACUGAACAUGCAGACACUGAGGAGGACGAUGAUAGGGUUGCUGUUCAAAACUCUAACUGUGUAAAGGAAUCAGACUUGAAUCUUAAAGAUUCGGCUGUGUUCAAUUCUCUUUCUGCAUCUUCCACCUCUUCACAUGGUAAUUUAACUUCACAAAAGCAUACUCCGGUUUUUACAGAGCAGCAUUCCAAACACUGGAGAACAGACAGUUGGAAAACAGCAUCUUCCCCAGCUUGGUCCGAUGUCAGUUCCUUAUCAGAAUCGCCUGGAUCAAGGCCGAGUGAUUCUGAUUACACAUCUGAGGACUCUACAUUGGAAGCAGUAAAGCAGGUAAAAAAGAAACUAGAAUAUAAAAAGAAAAACAAUCCUGUUACUGUAGUGUCAGAGAAAAGAACUUCUUUGGACUAUUUAAAAAACUCUAGUGUGGAUGGAGGUAUUCCAAAAAUAGACAAAGAAGGAAAAACUGUAAAAAAACACAAAGUGAGGCACAAACACAAAAGUAAAUGCAAAGAAAAGGAUAAAGGUACAAAUGUGACCAGUAAUCAAGACACAGUGAUGCAAAAAAACUUUACUUAUGAUUACGAAGAUGCACGACCAAAAAUUGAUAAAAUCUUUGUCGUCGAACCAGAAUGUGUUGUUGACAGUAAGUCGAAGCCUUCUAAACAUGAGAAAGACUAUUUUAAAAAGGAUGAAAAAAUAUUCAAAUUAAAGUCAGAAGACAAGGAAUGGACAAUUAAGGAUGAAAUUGGGAAAAACUUAAAGGAGGAAAAAGCAUCAAAAAAAAGUAAACAUAUAAACAAAGACAUCACUAAGUGUUUGAAAGAGGAAGAGAAAUCACUAAAGCCUGAUAAAGACCGUUCUGUAAAAGAUAGAUCACCUAAGGAUGAAAAAACAAGAACUCACAAAGAGGAGAAAAAGAAAAAAAAUAAGGACAAACAGUUGAAGUUAGAAAAGAAGAGUGAUUCAAAAGAAGAAAAGGUAAGAACCGAAAAAGAUAAAAACCCUAAAGAUGAAAAGAAAAAAGAGAAAAACUACAAAGGCGAACCUGACUAUGAAGCCUUUAACAAGAAACAGUUUUUAGAAAAUGAAGAAACAAAAUUUAGUGUUUCUGAUGACCAGCAGGAAAGGUGGUUUUCUGAUUUGUCUUCUGACUCUUCCUUCCUUAUUGUAGGAGAAGAUAACUGGGAUGGUUCAUUAGAUUAUGCAGACCACAAAAAUGAUAUGGUUGCUAAACUGAUAGUUGAAACGGUAAAAGAUGAUAGUAAAGACAAGAAAAAAGAUAGUAAGAUGAAGGACAAGAAAGAACACGGUGAGAAACGCCAUGAAAAAGAGACUAUGAAAAAACGUGAAAAGGAAUACAAUGACAAGAACUCAGAAAAGAAGAGGGACCAGAUUGAUAAACACAAAUCUGUUCAAUGUUUUCUUGAAAAAGAGAAGAAAAGAAAAGAUUCUGUAGAAGGUGUAAAAGAUAAAAAAGAUAAAGAUUCCAAUGAUUGUAGUAAGGAGCGUAAAGAUUCUUUGGAUACCACCAAGGAGAAAAAGGACAUUAAAAUUAAAGAAGAAUCUUAUAGAGAGGAACUUAAAGAAUAUGGUGGUGAAAUGCAUCUCAAGGAGAAAUCUGAUUCUGAGUUUAAUGGAAAAAUAUUCGACACAAGGGAAAGACACCAUUCGGGCAAAGAGAAAGACAAGAAGGAGAUAACAGAGAAAGACAAGAAGGAAAAAUUUAAACUAGAAAAACACAAGGAGAAGCCAAAAGAUGUUGAUAAGGAAAAAGCAGAAAAAAUUACUGUUGAGAAGUCAUCAAAAGACAAGAACUGUGAAAAGGGUUUCAGAGACAGAAAGGAUUCAAAAGAGAAACAUAGCAAAGAUCAGUAUAAUAAAGAAAAGGAACGGAAAAUAUCUACAGAUCAGAGUAAAGACAAAAAAGAUAAAGGUCAAGAAAAAACUGACAGAGAGAAGGAGACAUCAGAAAAACGAUUAGAAAAGGGGAGAGAGAAGAACUGGUAUAAUAAAAGUGAUAUCUUUACUGAUGAAAAUGAUGAGAAAGACCAGAGCAGCUUGCCUUACAAAUUUAGUGAUGCAGUCAGUGAGCGACAGGAUAGAGAAGAUUGUACUGGAGAGAAAGAUAGUUAUCAAGGUGACAAAACAAGAAAGUACUCUUGCGAGAGACAGCAUUCCACUGAAAAACAAAAAGAAAUUAAAGAAAAGAAAAAAGAUAAAGUGUUAAUAGAUGGUGGCAAAGAGAAAAAGGAGAAACUGUCUGAGAAACACAAAGAUAAAAAAGAUGUUGGAGACCCUAAGUAUAAAGACAGAAAAGACAGAACUUCAGUAGAUUCAAAUCAGGAAAAGAAAAACAAGCCAAAACUGCCUGAUAAAAUAGAAAAGUGGCACCCAUGUGAUGAAAAAGCUAAACUUAAGCAUAAAGAAAAAAAUGAAAAAGAACAUGUAAAAGAAAGGAAGCCAUCUAAGGUAACAGAAGUUGAUAAGAGUAUUUUAGAGAAACUGGAAGAGGCACGCAGUGAAUACAAAGAUGAAUCUGACAGAAUUAGUGAGAUCUCCUUGGACAGUUUCACAGACCAAGGACAAGAGUCUGUGUUAAAUAAUCCUUAUGACUCAGCUUUUUUAACGGAGCUGACUGAUGAAAAACUGAAAGAUUCUUUCUCUGUAUUCUACCAGCAUGAGAAACUUAGAGAGAGACACAGACAUUCUUCAUCAUCUUCUAAGAAGGGACAUGAAAAAGAAAAGAUUAAGAAAGAAAAAUCAGACAAGGGAGAAAAGACAGAAGAUUUCAAGGAAGCCACUGUUAGGAAAGAAAAUGUGCAAUCUGAAAAAGAUGCAUCCAUUUUAGAUGGAGAAGUUUUUGGGUACACCUGUAUAAAAAUGGAAACUGAAGAUGAGCACGCAAAAGGCAGUGAUUUUACGUCCUUGGACAAAAAGGAGAAAAAUGAGCCUGAAAAGGAGAUUUCUAAAAAGACUGAAAAAGAUAAACUCCAUCUGUCUUUCAGUUCAGAAAAAUCCAAAGAAAAGAAGAAAAAAGACAAGCAUAAAGACAAGGUUAAAGAAGAGAAAGAGAAAGAGAAACACAAAGACAAAUAUACUGAUUGCACCUUAAGACAUUACAAAGAGGAGCAGAAAUUAGGGUUUAAAGAGAAGGAAUGUUCACACAAUGCAGUGAAAGAAAAAACAAAAGAUGAGAUUUUCAAAUUGGGUGAAACAAAGGUAAGGGAUAAAGUUAAGGAAAACCCUGAAAAAGACAAUAGAGCUGACCCUUUAAAGACGAAAGAAAAGGAUUCAAAUGAUAAACUUUGUGCAGCUAGAGAUGGAAUUCGAAAGGAGAGUAAGCCCAGGGAAAAGUUAUUGGGGGAUGGAUACUUGCAGAUGACUAGCUUUGAAAGAAUGUUGAGCCAGAAAGACUUGGAGAUAGAGGAGAGGCACAAAAAGCACAAAGAGAGAAUGAAGCAGAUAGAAAAGAUGAGGCACAGAUCUGGUGAAACCAAAGUGAAGGAUAAAGGCAAACUGACUGAAGAAUCCCGAAAGAAGAAUGUUGAUUUAACAGGUAAAAAGACAGGUAGCCUUGACUUGCAGCUCAAGGAGAAGAAGCCACAGGAGCCCUUAACUACAAUUAUGUCUCCUGAAAGGAAAACCCAACCUGCUUUUUCUGAUUCAAAAGACUGGCUUUCUAGUCCACAGAUAAAAGAAACUUUGUCUGCUUCUCCAAGGCCAGAUCAUAAUCAUAGCAAGCCAACUGGUGUUGCAACACCAGCAUUGGUAGCCUUAUGUUCAAGUUUUGAAGAUGUGAUGCAAAAUCCGCGAACACCAUCUUGCAGUAAUGAGGAUUAUACAGAUUUAUUUGAUAGCGUUGAAUGUCAGAAUUCACUGCCAACACCAACAAUGUCCAUGAAUGCAUGUUCACCUAGUUUCUUUGACAGGUUCUCAAAUGCAUCUACUACUGUUUCAGACAACCCUAGUCAUACUCCAAAAUCAAGUGCUUCUGCAAGUUUAUAUCGUUCAGUGUCUGUAGAUAUUAGGAGGGUUUCUGAAGAGGAAUUUAAAAUUGGAGAUAAGUUCUAUAGACAACAGAGUGUACCCACUGUAUCUGGUUAUGACUCUCCAGUGCAACAGUCACUGGAGGAUAAAUCUGCACCACUCCAUGUUUCAUCUGACAAGUUCUCUUGUUUAACUCCAGAGUAUUUCUCUCCUGAGUACAGUAUGCCUUCACCAAGAGUAGAAUCUAUGAAUUCUACUACAGAAAGUGUCAAUAUUUCCCAGUCACCUGAGUGUGUCUACUCUGAUUUCCAGUCCAGUGCAUCUCCUGCUCAUACAGAACAUACAGACCAAAAUCCAGUUACCUCUGUUGAGGAUAGCAUGCACAUUGACUUUGAUAUAUGUAUAGAUUCCGUAGAACAGCAGCAAGCUGCUGCUUCUAUUAUGCCUCCAGAAACUAACUUUUUACCAGCUGCUGAGGAAAAUGAUAUCAAUUCAAGUAUUUCUGAACAAAAAACAGAUUGGACUGAUUCUUCUCUUGUAAACUCAGAGCUGAACCUAACUCCUAGUUUAGUUGUGAACCCUGGAGAUCAUUCCUUAAGCUGGACUGCUGCACAGGAUGUUUUACUGAAGUCUCCUCAAAGACCUUUCUGUUCUUCAGAGUCUGUAAAUUCUGCUACACUACAAUUCACCCCUGAAGUUUCUAACUUUCCUGGUUCUCCUGUGUCUUUUUCUGGGACAGCAUCUGAACCUCUUCUUGACGCAAGUGACAAACAAGACAUGAAAGAAAUAACUCGGGAAGAUGUAGCACUUGCAGUUUGUGAGACACCGUCACAUUACAUGUCUCCUGCUAGAAUAGACUCAUUUUUUACAAGACCACAUCAAGAUGAGGGCUCUGUUGACGUUCUGCCUGAGCCACCGUGCAUGCCUUUAGAAAAUAUACCAGAUGUCAGCACAUUAGAAGAAAAUUUCAUUGAUGAUAUUGUACCUGAAGGUCCCAUUCAAAACAAUGACUCCACAUCCCAUCUACCUACCCACACCCACCCUCCUCAUAUCUUUGCUACUAACUCGCACCUUGACACAGACUUGCACCAGGCAACACCAUGGCAUGAUCCCUUUGUGAGUUCAGUUGAAGACUUAGAUCUUGGGCCAUUCUCUCUUCCUGAGCUGCCACUGCAAGACAGAGAGAUACAGGAUACAUUGAUACCUGAAGCUGUACCUAUGCAAUUAAGUCCUGUUGCAGGCUCUGAAGAGAUGAAGCAUGAUAUUGAAAAUGUCAGUAUUCUUGACUCUGACUCUGCUACUGCUGUUGAUGUAGUUAUGCCGUCUGCUUCUCCAGUUGUUCCAUUAGUUAUGGCUAGAGAUAGAGACCCAGUAUCUGAGGAAGAUGGAUUGAAACCUGAGUUGCAAGAUUCUAAAAUGGAAGAGAGCCAAGUGCCUGUAACAAAUAUCAUGGAACUCGCUGAAGAUGCUAUGGAAAACUCAUUUGAGAAUUCAUUCCAGUUUGAUCAGCCAUUGAAAACAGAACUGGAUGUCAGUGCUGCUGAAACCUUUUUGCCAGUGUCACCAGUGUCCAUCAAUAACAGUUUACAAAAUGGGCCAUUUCAAGCUGAUACAGUCCAGAAUGACAUUGUACCAGCUGUUGAAAACUGUGUUACUCAAACCAUUAGUGCAGUUACUCAAAUUAUGACUGCAGAGAUUGCCGAUGCUCAAGGUAGUAUUCAUAUAGAAGAUGCCCCAGAACCAGUAGUAAAACCCAUAGUAGAAAUUCCCAAGCCUUCCAGAGUAGAUGAUGUACCUCCCCGAAUCACCAGAAACAGAGCUCAGAUGCUUGCUAACCAGAAUAAGCAAAAUAUGUCCACUGUUACCACAACAGAAAAAGAACCACAUUCCAUUUCUGCACAAUCAACAAGAAAUAAAGCUAGAAUGGGGGAAGAUGAUGAUAAUCAAACUCAGCAUCCUCGUAAAAGGAAAAUCCAGCGCUCAAACCAGCAACCCCAGCAGCGUUACACAACUAAUCAACAAACCCGAGAGAUGAUACAACAAGCAUUAGCAGCUAUUGUGGAUGCAAUUAAACUGGAAGAUAUAGAGCCCUAUCAUAGUGAUAGGUCAAACCCAUACUUUGAAUAUCUUCAGAUUAGAAAGAAAAUAGAAGAAAAAAGGAAAAUUCUCUGCUAUAUUACACCUCAGGCUCCUCAAUGCUAUGCUGAGUAUGUUACAUAUACUGGUUCCUAUCUGUUGGAUGGCAAGCCUCUAAGUAAACUUCAUAUUCCUGUGAUUGCUCCACCACCCUCCUUGUCAGAACCUCUCAAAGAGUUAUUCAGACAGCAGGAAGCAAUUAGAGGAAAACUGCGGCUCCAGCAUAGUAUAGAGCGGGAAAAGCUUAUUGUAUCUUGUGAACAGGAAAUUUUGCGAGUUCACUGUCGGGCAGCAAGGACUAUUGCCAAUCAGGCAGUGCCUUUUAGUGCAUGUACAAUGCUACUAGAUUCUGAGGUCUAUAAUAUGCCUUUAGGAAACCAGGGAGAUGAAAAUAAAUCAGUGAGGGACCGCUUUAAUGCUCGCCAGUUUAUCUCUUGGCUGCAAGAUGUUGAUGACAAGUAUGACAGAAUGAAGACAUGCUUGCUAAUGCGACAGCAACAUGAAGCUGCAGCCCUCAAUGCAGUGCAGAGAAUGGAGUGGCAACAGAAGGUACAAGAAUUAGAUCCAGCUGGGCACAAGUCACUGUGUGUGAAUGAAGUUCCGUCAUUCUAUGUGCCAAUGGUUGAUGUUAAUGAUGACUUUGUGCUUUUGCCAGCAUGACAGUAUGACAGUAAAAACUUCCUGGCAGAAGUGUGGCAAGAACUGAAGGGCUUUACAGCCAUGUUAGACCUUAAUUUCAUCUUAAAAUUGCUUGCUGAUGAUCCCUAGUGACCGAGGAGGCAGCAUCUUCACAAAACAGCGUUUGCACUAUCUUCAGUGUUUAGACACUUCUGUACCGGAGGCAGAAGUGAGUCUGAAAGGUGGAAAUCCAUGCCCUUCACUCUCCAAACCAGCCAACUUACAAAAAAAUGCAUAUAGCGAUGCAACACCAGCAUGUCAAAAAAAGAGGCUGCACAUGGAGAAGUGGUGCAAGUACAAAAUCGUUUUGUAGUAGCUGCUGAGCAAGUCAUUGCUGUCCACACGAUUGCUAUAAUUGUGAACGGUGGCAGUAAAUGGGCUGCAGAUUCACCUAAGAAUUGCAGUACAAACUUUCAAAGCAUUUAUCUCCACUUCAUAUGGAGGGAAUGCAGAAAAGGGUCUUAGGCCCCCCUUAAGUUUAAAAAAAAAAGACUUUGGUCUGGAGUUAAAGCUGGAUGGAAUCUCUGUAGUUUCAUACAGGGAUGUUAUCUCAUCAAAUUCAGUAAUGCUCAUAAUUAUCAUUGUUUUAAGACAUGUCACAUAGUAACUGCAAAGACUGUGCAUGCAGUUCACUCUUGUCUGUGAUUGGUCACCUGCGCUAGAUCACCUAUGUUGGCCAAGGCGAAAUGUUGCCCUGUCUUAAAUGAUAAAAAUGAUGCCCUGUGUAAGGCAAAGACUGACUUUUGAGCACAUAUAAGUGGAUUCUUCUACUUGUAGUUUAUAUUUUGUUUAACUUUUGGGCAUUUUGUUUCUCUUUAUGAGAACAUCACUUGAAACACUACAAAGCAAAUAUUUGUUUAACAGAAAGAAAAAAUAUAUUGUUGUGUCCCAUAAAUCCUGUACAGUUUUAUACACUUUAACCAAUCUACUUUUGCUGCCUUCUAGAUAAUUUAUUUUGCAACACAUUACUGCACAGUUGUAAAUAUUUUAUGUACUGUAACAUCUGUUUCAGUUGCUUGUAAAGAAAAGAUAAAUUAAUUAAAUAUCUUUGUAUGUAUAGUUUACAUUAGGCGGCACUUUUCCCUUGAAAAAUGAUGGGCCAAAAAUAUGGGGUAUUUUGUAUGUUCUUUUGGGGGGAGGAUAUUCUGUGUUUCUUCACUGACAGGUCUCCAUUGCAUAAAAGAGAAGUAGUCUGCUGCAGCACAGAAUUGCACAGAUGGCAUUCCACAUUCAGAAGAGCAUGAUAUCCUACAGACAAUGUCCUUUUUGCCCCUAAUAAAAUAUAAAAGUAUCACAUUGCAUAAUAAAAAUGUGUGAUUUUAUAUCAGCUUAAAGUGUGAAUGUAAGCAUGUAUCUAAGAGGGUAAAGAAGUUCUGAAAGGUGUUGUGGUAUUCAUCAUGCUGUAUGAAAUACCUUGAAGAAAAUAUUCUCCAAAGACAAUUUGUCUUUCACCCUCUAGGGCUUCAGUUUUGCACACACACAAAAAUACAAAGGAAAAUGUGCACAUGCGGUUUCAGGCACCUUUCUUGCGUACUUGUAACAGAGUUUGUUGGGAAGUAAAUAUCAGUGGUUGGACUUUGCCAUUAGACUUAUGAUUUUGUGGCCGAAAAGAAAAAAAGGAAUUUUUUUUAUUGUAGGUAGCUGUUAAAAUAGACUGAAUGUAUUCUGGUUCAGAAAUUUGCAUCUUCCAAAUUUUUGUUAGGAUCAUACAAGAGUGAAUAACCUUGUGAGCGUAUUUUUUAAUUCCUUGUUUGUGUUUUUAAAUUAAGGUCGACACAGUAUAAAUUGGUUUUAUAAUUCUUUCAUAAUGUCACUACCAGUCUAAGUUUUAAUUUAAUAUGUUGCCCUUCCAAUUUCUGGCACUGCAUCUGUUCCAUUGUCAUCAAGACAGCUGGUUAUCUGUAAUUCAAGGAACAGAGAAGUGUACUUCAUAAUUUAGUUAGCUCAGAGACGUGGCCCAGUUAACAAGUAGUUGGCAAAGACUAUACUUUGCAGAAUGUUCUGUAAAAUGAAUUAAAUAACUUCUAUUUUAACUUUAAAAUUGUUUUUGUUUCCUUACUAGAUAAAGACAUUCAGUAAGUUAGGAUGUGGGAUACCUCAGUUCUUUUGUUUAAGCCUGUGGUAGAUCUCUGUCAUACAUUACAUGAUUUUAAUGUAUAAAAAGCAAUAUGUUGUAGUGGUUGAGAUAAGGUUAUAGAUAGCUCCUAGGCAUACAAUCCAGGAGCCCCACUGAUAGGGUUUGCCCGAUUUCCCAGUUGCCCCAGAGCACUAAGUGACUUGCUCAGAGUCAAACAGUAUGCAAAUUGAGGCUGGCGGAAUCAAAACUCAGAAUGAUAUAUAGAAGGUAGCUUUUGAACUCAUAACCUUAAUCUUGUGUGCUAACUAGCAGCCUGCUAGGCAGCGAAACUCAAAAUCUCUGAAUUUAAAAAAAAAAAAGAAAACGUUCACACUGUAACUUGGAGCAUGUAAUUUAAUUUCCUUUAUUGUUUCCCUGAGAAGGGGACUUUUGUUGACAUUGAACCUGUCUGUGCACCUAUAGAUUAUUCUGAGGUACUUGUAGCUGGUAAAUUAGUCUACUCUUAAUUUGUGCAAUAAGAAGAGCCCAGAUGCCUCAAGAUCUUUUCUGUGUAAUAUGAUUGUAUAGGCAGGCUUCAUGCAUUUGUGCUCUGGAGCGUUUCUUCCCGGGCCUCUGCUGAAAAUUGGCUUUGUUCCAAGUUGGACUUUCCCAGUAAACAAAUGAUAACUAAAUAUAAGUUUAUCACUGUAAUUUGCUUUGCUUUCAUGUUGGUGUAUUUUAUGUGGAGCACAUAUUGAAGAGAGUACUGCUUUAAGUAUUAGAAGUCUGGUCCAGCAGUGUAAGCAGCACAUUAUUUGACUAUCCUCUUAUUAGCAGUAUACUUAAGACAUUUCACCCAAAUUAUAUUGUUUCCCCAUAGUCCCCUUGAUUGAUUUUUUUUUUAUUCUGUAGAAUGGCUUUGCCAUCCUGGUUCCUAUUAACAGUAGAGAGGAAGAGAUUUCUGAUUGGUGGCCUCUCUGUGUUCAUGUUUUAAGAAUUCUGUGCACAUUUGUUUUGUGUGUAUAGAAGUAACAGUUGGCAACUGUACCCAUCAUGCAAGUAUUUUGCAUUUAUUAUGAGCAGCAUAACGUUUUGGAGAAUCCUUGAUGUUAAAUUUUAAUUGUCGUUCUAUACAUAGCUUUCCUAAUGUUCAGCAACUCAUGCUUGGCAUCCUUGCCCUAUAUAAACACUUAAAAUUCUUUGUUUCAGUUUCUUGAACUGUGUUGAAGGUUGGAAUACUUCUUUUUUUUUUUGUACAUCAGGAUUUAUUAGAGGCA
This is a messenger RNA of Protopterus annectens (West African lungfish), 11620 nucleotides long. It is a transcript of the gene ANKRD11, whose product is annotated as ankyrin repeat domain 11. The transcript is spliced from 11 exons. NCBI's taxonomy places the organism in Eukaryota, Metazoa, Chordata, Ceratodontiformes, Protopteridae. The coding region runs from base 65 to 8269 and encodes 2734 amino acids. Gene Ontology annotation, cellular component: nucleus. Gene Ontology annotation, molecular function: protein binding. The record is from RefSeq and is a predicted model, not a curated record. Gene Ontology annotation, biological process: anatomical structure morphogenesis.